Podospora anserina S mat+ is the source of this 714-nucleotide messenger RNA. RefSeq lists its product as uncharacterized. The annotation marks the transcript as partial. The record is from RefSeq and is a predicted model, not a curated record. The transcript is spliced from 3 exons. Lineage: Eukaryota; Fungi; Ascomycota; Sordariomycetes; Sordariales; Podosporaceae.
AAGCUCUCAACAUGCACGUCCUGCCAGUUCACCGAAGACUUUUCCAACUACUGGACAGCCGUUAUGUUCUUCCGUGCCAGGAAUGGCACCUUUAAGAGAGUGCCCCAGAUUGCCCAGAAUGGUAUGGAGGGAACCAACGGCGGCAUGGUUGUUUACUACAUGAGCGAUGCCCUUUUCGACACAGCACAAAAGUCAAAGGUCACCGCCUUCAAGCCCGGCUUUCGCAUGCUGAGCCAGGCCAGCCGUGCCCCCGAGUACAUCAGCUUCCCCCCAACUCCCUGCCGCGGUGGAAUCAUGGCGAACCAUCGAUUCCCGACUUGCUGGGAUGGUGUCAACCUGGAUUCUCCCAACCACAGAGACCAUGUUGCCUACCCCGAGACAGGCACAUUUGAGUCCGGAGGCCGAUGCCCAGCUUCCCAUCCUGUGCGGCUGCCCCAGAUCUUGCUCGAAACAGUCUGGGACACACGUGCCUUUAACAACAAGGAAGACUGGCCUGCUGAUGGCAGCCAGCCAUUUUUCUGGUCGAGCGGAGAUGGCAGUGGCUUCGCCAAUCAUGCCGACUACGUCUUUGGCUGGGAGGGGGACUCGCUCCAAAGAGCCAUGGACGCGCACACCUACGUCAGCGCGCCCAUGCUCAAGACUCAGACCAUUGCACAGCAGAACAAGUGCACUGUUCGUGAUUUCGUCAGAGAGGACUUUUCAGGAUGUAAGUAA